Molecule: messenger RNA, 2066 nt
Organism: Morone saxatilis (striped sea-bass)
Lineage: Eukaryota; Metazoa; Chordata; Actinopteri; Moronidae
Gene: cnga2a
Product: cyclic nucleotide gated channel subunit alpha 2a
Exons: 10
Coding region: 1-2040 (679 amino acids)
Biological process (GO): monoatomic cation transmembrane transport
Cellular component (GO): intracellular cyclic nucleotide activated cation channel complex; plasma membrane
Molecular function (GO): cGMP binding; intracellularly cAMP-activated cation channel activity; protein-containing complex binding
Source: RefSeq, a predicted model, not a curated record
AUGACAGCCACAGUGCAGGAUUCACACAGGCUGUCUGUGAAAACAUGGACAGAGGAGGAGAGUGACCGAGCUGACAGCACACUUAGCAGAGCACAGUCGAUGUGUGAUGACACUUCUUCAGAGCUUCAGAGAAUGGCGGCCAUUGACAGAAGGGAUAUUAAUUCCCAGAAUUCCUUUCGUGGGAGAGGUGCUCUGUCCAGGAUAGUUAGUAUGGUGGUGACUCUGAGAGAAUGGGCACACAAGAGUUUGACCGAGGAGGCGGAGAGACCGGAUUCCUUCUUGGAACGUUUCAGGGGCCCUGCCCACACGGACAUGCAAGCCCCGCCCAGCAGGUUCAGCCACAGCCACACUGGUUCUGAUGCAGAUAAUGAAAUCAGAGCCACCAGACGCAAGAGGAGGAAGUGUAAUGUCGUGGUCUUAUCGCCAUCUGAUAACGCAUACUACCACUGGCUGCUGGUGAUUGGUGUAGCUGUUUUUUACAACUGGACUCUACUAGUUGUCAGGGCCUGUUUUGAUGAGCUCCAGAUGAAGAAUGUUUUGGUGUGGCUGGUAUUGGACUACAUCUGCGAUGGAGUCUAUAUCCUGGAUAUAGCUGUUCGUCUCCACACAGGUUUCUUGGAUCAAGGUUUGAUGGUGAAAGAUGUGCAACGUCUGAGAGAAACCUACGUUCGAACCCAUCAGUGUAAAAUUGACAUUUGCUCCAUCCUUCCAACUGACCUCCUGUACCUGACUGUUGGAAUCAGCUACACUCCACUUCUUCGAUUCAACCGGCUGCUGCGUCUGCCACGGCUGUUUGAGUUGUUUGAACGCACAGAGACACGAACAAGCUACCCCAAUGCUUUCCGCAUCUGUAAACUGGUUCUGUACAUCCUGGUGAUCAUCCACUGGAACGCCUGUGGGUACUACAGCUUCUCCAAGGUCCUGGGACUGGGCUCUGAUUCUUGGGUUUAUCCCAAUGCAUCAGAUCCUGAGUUUGGCUCCCUGACCAGAAGUUACAUAUAUUGUCUGUACUGGUCCACUCUGACACUGACCACCAUUGGAGAGACACCUCCGCCUGUUAGAGAUGAGGAAUACUUAUUCCUGAUAUUUGACUUUUUGGUUGGUGUUUUGAUUUUUGCCUCCAUUGUGGGUAAUGUUGGGUCCAUGAUCUCCAAUAUGAAUGCAACAAGAGCAGCCUUUCAGAGCCGCGUAGACACCCUGAAACACUACAUGCACUUCAGACAUGUAAGCAAGGUGCUAGAGCAGCGUGUCAUCCGCUGGUUUGACUACCUCUGGACCAAUCAGAAGACAAUAGAUGAACAGGAAGUGCUGAGGAGCCUGCCCAAUAAACUGAGAGCAGAGAUUGCUAUUAAUGUCCACCUAGAGACACUGAAGAAGGUGCGUAUUUUCCAGGACUGUGAGGCAGGCCUCCUCGUAGAAUUGGUAUUAAAACUUCGACCGCAGGUUUUCAGUCCUGGAGACUACAUCUGUAGAAAGGGAGAUGUAGGUAAGGAGAUGUACAUAAUUAAAGAUGGCCAGCUGGCAGUGGUGGGGGAGGACGGAGUCACCCAGUUUGCCGUUCUGACCUCAGGAAGUUGCUUUGGAGAAAUCAGCAUCCUGAACAUCAGCGGCAGCAAGAUGGGUAACAGACGUACGGCUAAUAUUCGCAGUCUGGGAUACUCAGACCUGUUCUGCCUUUCCAAACAAGACCUGAUGGAGGCACUUCAGGAGUUCCCCCACGCCAGGGCCCAGCUGGAGCAGAGGGGACGGGACAUCCUGCAGAAGGAGGGGCUUCUGGAGGAAAUAAACGUGUCUGCAGGCGAGAAACUUGAGGAGAAGGUGGAGAGGCUGGAAACCAGUCUGGACCGGCUACAGACGUGUUUGGCCCGUCUACAGAGUGAGUUCAACUCUUCCCAGCUUCGACUGAAACAGCGAUUGACAACCCUCGAACACAACACCGCCACAGUCGCCAUAGGCAGUGGCUUCCUGUCAGACGCCGACGGCAAUGAGAGUGUUUCCGGUGGGGAGGGUGCGCGCAGUGAAAUCAACAUCCGUUUUUGAAGCACAUACUCAAUGUCAUUGUCACA